This is a messenger RNA of Gekko japonicus, 715 nucleotides long. It is a transcript of the gene CFAP68, whose product is annotated as chromosome unknown open reading frame, human C11orf1. NCBI's taxonomy places the organism in Eukaryota, Metazoa, Chordata, Lepidosauria, Squamata, Gekkonidae. The coding region runs from base 80 to 550 and encodes 156 amino acids. The record is from RefSeq and is a predicted model, not a curated record. The transcript is spliced from 4 exons. Gene Ontology annotation, cellular component: nucleus.
CGCGGCUCCGGCUUCGUUGGCGGCGGGCGGGGUCCUCCACCUCGGGGGUCGGCUGCCUGGAGACGGAGGGGCUUAGGUCAUGUCCCUCUCUUGCUUCUUUAACCCUCGCCAUGGCUGUCUCUUACACGCCAACGGCCACGGGGAAGUGUGGGCAGACUGGAACAGCACGUCCAAGUUCUCCCAGUAUGGCUGGAGGUGCACCACCAACGAGGACUCUUACUCGAACAAAACUCUGCUGGGUAACUGGAAUCAGGACCGUUACGACAUCCGGAGAGUUCUGCAGCCCAAACCUCUCCCUUCCCAGUUCGGCCACUACUUCGAGUCCACCUACUCAGUGGCUUAUUCCAAGGAAAUGCCUCACAGUACAAGAAGAGUUAUACGAGAACCUCACUGGUUCCCUGGACACCAGCCAGAGCUGGAGCCUCCUCCGGUCAAGCGAACUGCUCGGUCAUGCUACAUGAUAGACUAUGAGACCCCACGUGGCAAGGGACCCUCCCUGGUGGUUGAAGAGACGCCCAAGGAGCCAGAAGAGACUCAGCCGAAGCAGUAAGCAUGGGGAGAGGCCUCAAGACACCUGGUUUGGAACGCCCUGCUCACGUGACCCGAUUACUCCCCACCCACCCAAGGCUAGGCUGCUGUGCAGCAUCACAGACUGCGGUUGUCAUUAAAAGGAAGUGCCCCCCCCAAGUGGAAAGAAGAUUCUCACUAGCAAUUG